Geodia barretti is the source of this 420-nucleotide messenger RNA. The record is from the annotation of a GenBank genome assembly. NCBI's taxonomy places the organism in Eukaryota, Metazoa, Porifera, Demospongiae, Tetractinellida, Geodiidae.
AUGGAGCUGCUCUUUUUCGCGUAUCGGGACUUUACGACCGAGUGCGAUGCGAUCCUGGCGUCCUACGGCUUCGGGCGCGCGCAUCACCGGGUCGUCUAUUUUGUCGGCCGCAACCCGGAUAUCUCGGUUACCGCGUUGCUGGAGAUUCUGAGGAUCACCAAGCAGAGUCUGUCCCGGGUGCUCGGCCCGCUGGUGCGGGAGGGGUUCGUGACGACCCGGCAAGACCCUGCCGACGGGCGUCGCCGAUUGCUGACGCUUACCGCAAAGGGGCGUAGCCUGGAGGGUCGGCUCUCCGCGACCCAGCGGGCCCGUAUCGCCAAGGCCUAUCGCAGCGCCGGCGGUGUCGCUGUGGAAGGAUAUCGGGAGGUCUUGAUGGGAAUCAUCGACGAGGCAGACCGGCGCCGCUUCGAACGACCCUGA